AUGCCAACCAAGCGAAUCCAAAGUGACUCCCGUCGGGCAUCCCAGUCCAGGGGUUACAUCGGCUUGACCUACGACACCAUCACAUCGCCCGACAAUGCCACCAUGGUGCGAAGCAUAGCCAUCUUUGGUGCCGCCGUAGCAUUCAUCGCCAGUCCGUGGGCUGAGUUCCUCCUCCCUCCGUGA
Molecule: messenger RNA, 183 nt
Organism: Pseudomassariella vexata
Lineage: Eukaryota; Fungi; Ascomycota; Sordariomycetes; Amphisphaeriales; Pseudomassariaceae
Exons: 2
Coding region: 1-183 (60 amino acids)
Source: RefSeq, a predicted model, not a curated record